GAAGAACGGGCGCUAUGGGGAGCCGGACGCCAAGGUCCCCUCUCCACGUCGUGCAGCCGCGCUGGAGUCCCCGGCGCCGAACUCUGCUGCCGCCGCUGCCGCUAUUACUGCCGCUGCUGCUGCUGUUGCCGCCGCCACCCCGGGUCGGGGGCUUCAACUUAGACGCGGAGGCCCCAGCAGUGCUCUCUGGACCCCCGGGCUCCUUCUUCGGCUUUUCGGUGGAGUUUUAUCGGCCGGGGGCGGACGGGGUCAGUGUGCUGGUGGGAGCACCCAAGGCUAACACUAGCCAACCCGGAGUGCUGCAGGGUGGUGCUGUCUACCUCUGCCCCUGGGGCAUCAGCGCCUCACAGUGCACCCCCAUCGAGUUUGACAGCAAAGGCUCUCGCAUGCUGGAGUCUUCACUGUCGAGCCCAGAGGGAGAGGAGAUUGUGGAGUACAAGUCCUUGCAGUGGUUCGGGGCAACAGUUCGAGCCCAUGGCUCCUCUAUCUUGGCCUGUGCUCCACUGUACAGCUGGCGCACAGAGAAGGAGCCACUGAGCGAUCCUGUGGGCACCUGCUACCUCUCCACAGACAACUUCACCCGAAUUCUGGAGUAUGCGCCUUGCCGUUCAGAUUUCAGCUGGGCAGCAGGACAGGGUUACUGCCAAGGGGGCUUCAGUGCCGAGUUCACCAAGACUGGGCGUGUGGUGCUGGGUGGACCAGGGAGCUAUUUCUGGCAAGGCCAGAUCCUGUCUGCUACCCAGGAGCAGAUUGCAGAAUCCUACUACCCCGAAUACCUGAUCAACCUGGUUCAGGGGCAGCUGCAGACACGCCAGGCCAGUUCCAUCUAUGAUGAUAGCUACCUGGGAUACUCUGUGGCUGUGGGUGAAUUCAGUGGUGAUGACACAGAAGACUUUGUUGCUGGCGUGCCCAAAGGAAACCUCACCUAUGGCUAUGUCACCAUCCUUAAUGGCUCAGACGUUCGAUCCCUCUACAACUUCUCAGGGGAACAGAUGGCCUCCUACUUUGGCUAUGCAGUGGCUGCCACAGACAUCAAUGGGGAUGGGCUGGAUGACCUGCUGGUAGGGGCGCCCCUUCUCAUGGAGCGGACAGCCGACGGGCGGGCCCAGGAGGUGGGCAGGGUCUAUGUCUACCUGCAGCACCCAGCUGGCAUGGAGCCCACACCCAGCUUUACCCUCACUGGCCAUGACGAGUUUGGCCGAUUUGGCAGCUCCUUGACCCCCCUAGGGGACCUGGACCAGGAUGGCUACAAUGAUGUGGCUAUUGGAGCCCCCUUUGGUGGGGAGACCCAGCAAGGGGUAGUGUUUAUAUUCCCUGGGGGCCCAGGGGGACUGGGCUCUAAGCCCUCCCAGGUUCUGCUACCCCUGUGGGCAGCUGGCCACACCCCGGACUUCUUUGGCUCUGCCCUGCGAGGAGGCCGAGACCUGGAUGGCAAUGGAUACCCUGAUCUGAUUGUGGGGGCCUUUGGUGUGGACAAGGCUGUGGUCUACAGGGGCCGCCCCAUCGUGUCUGCCAGUGCCUCCCUCACCAUCUUCCCUGCCAUGUUCAACCCUGAGGAACGCAGCUGCAGUUUAGAGGGGAGCCCUGUGGCCUGCAUCAACCUUAGCUUCUGCCUCAAUGCUUCUGGAAAACACGUCCCUGACACCAUUGGCUUCACGGUGGAACUCCAGUUGGAUUGGCAGAAGCAAAAGGGAGGAGUGCGGCGGGCGCUGUUCCUUACCUCCCGACAGGCGAGCCUGACCCAGACCCUGCUCAUCCAGAAUGGGGCUCGGGAGGACUGCAGAGAGAUGAAGAUCUACCUCCGGAACGAGUCAGAAUUCCGAGACAAACUCUCCCCAAUUCACAUCACCCUCAACUUCUCCCUGGACCCCCAAGCCCCUGUGGACAGCCAUGGCCUCCAGCCUGUCCUACAUUACCAGAGCAAGAGCCGGAUAGAGGACAAGGCUCAGAUCCUACUAGACUGUGGAGAGGACAACAUCUGUGUGCCUGACCUACAGCUGGAAGUGUUUAGAACUCCCCCAUCCAGGGAACAGAACCACUAUGUUUACCUUGGCGACAAGAACUCCUUGAACCUAACUUUCCAUGCCCAGAAUGUGGGUGAGGGCGGCGCCUAUGAGGCUGAGCUUCGGGUCACGGCCCCUCCAGAGGCUGAGUACUCGGGACUCGUCAGACACCCUGGGAAUUUCUCCAGCCUGAGCUGCGACUACUUUACUGUGAACCAGAGCCGCCUGCUGGUGUGUGACCUGGGCAACCCCAUGAAGGCAGGAGCCAGUCUCUGGGGUGGCCUUCGGUUCACAGUCCCUCAUCUCCGGGACACGAAGAAAACCAUCCAGUUUGACUUUCAGAUCCUUAGCAAGAAUCUCAACAACUCACAAAGUGACGUGGUCUCCUUCCGGCUCUCUGUGGAGGCUCAGGCCCAGGUCUCCCUCAACGGUGUCUCCAAGCCUGAGACAGUGCUAUUCCCAGUGAGUGACUGGCAUCCCCGAGACCAGCCUCAGGAGGAGGGGGACAUAGGCCCUGCUGUCCACCACGUCUACGAGCUCAUCAACCUGGGCCCCAGCUCCAUUAGCCAGGGCACACUGGAGCUCAGCUGCCCCCAGGCUCUGGAAGGUCAGCGGCUACUCUAUGUGACCAGGGUCAUAGGACUCAGCAACUGCACCACCAGUCACCCCCUCAACCCACAGGGCCUGGAGUUGGAUCCUAUGGGUUCCCAGCACCACCAACUGCAAAGACGGGAGGCUCCAGGCCGGACCCCUGCCUCCUCGGGACCUCGGAUCCUGAAAUGCCCGGAGGCCGAGUGCUUCAGGCUGCACUGUGAGCUAGGGCCACUGCACCGGCAAGAGAGUCAAAGUCUGCAACUUCAUUUCCGAGUCUGGUCCAAGACCAUCCUGCAGCGGGAGCACCAGCCAUUUAGCCUGCAGUGUGAGGCUGUGUUUAAAGCCCUGAAGAUGCCCUACCGAAUCCUGCCUCGGCAGCUGCCCCAAAAGGAACUUCAAGUGGCCACGGCCGUGCAGUGGACCAAGGCAGAGGGGAGCCAUGGCGUCCCACUGUGGAUCAUUAUCCUAGCCAUUCUCAUUGGCCUUCUGCUCCUAGGUCUGCUCAUCUACGUCCUCUACAAGCUUGGAUUCUUCAAACGAUCCCUCCCAUACGGCACCACCAUGGAAAAAGCUCACCUCAAGCCUCCAGCCACCUCUGAUGCCUGAUCCAGACUCCCAAACCUGAAGGCCCAGUCCUUCCCCAUCCCCCAGUCUGCUGACAGGGAGGGGCUUGGGCACUUCCUGAAGGUGCUGAGGGCCAGGGAGAAGCUCCUCUCCCCAGCCCAGAGACAUACUUGAAGGGCCAGAGUGGGGGGGCAAGGAGCUGGGGACCCCCCCCAUGCACUGUGAAGGACCCUCGUUUACAUGUGCCCUCCUCAUAGAUGGGGGAACUCAGAUCCAGGGACAGAGGCCUCAGCCUCCCUACAGCCUUUGCAUUUGGGAGAGAGACUUCUCUGAAAACAACUUGGAACCAUAACUGGGGAAUCCAUUCUCAGUUCUCUGAGCUUGACAUGCCACCAGGACUUCCUGUCCAGCCUCAUCCUGCAAAGAUCUGCCCUCGGCCUUGCCAGGGACCCAGAGGAAGCCCCAGCUAAGAACCUGGAACCUGGGGAGUAAGACCUGGCAGCUCCGGAGAGUCCCCAUCCUGGAACACUAACCAUGGAUGGUGCCCCAGGACCAUCUCAGGGCAGAUCCCAAACAAGGAUUGAUGCUGGCCCAGAAUCCAGCUCCAGGGGGAACCAGAACUCAGAUAGGACCAGAUCUAGCCUAUGGCCUGGGACUGAUCCAGGACCCUGAAUCAGACCAUCGGUAACCUAACCAGGCGAUCCAGGACAACAUUUGGGCCUGCUCUAGACCUGGGCCUGGAGGCCCAAUCAACCCCUGAUUCAGGAGAAGUCAGGAAUUGCCCAGGACCCUGAAGGGGCCAUGAUGGCAACAGAUCUGGAACCUCAGCCUGGCCAGACGUAGGCCCUCCCAUUCCCCCUGGAGAAAGGGGAGCCCAUUGUCCUAGGCUCGCAGGAUUUGGGUUCU
Messenger RNA from Trichechus manatus latirostris (Florida manatee), 4067 nucleotides. It is a transcript of the gene ITGA5, whose product is annotated as integrin subunit alpha 5. The transcript is spliced from 30 exons. The record is from RefSeq and is a predicted model, not a curated record. NCBI's taxonomy places the organism in Eukaryota, Metazoa, Chordata, Mammalia, Sirenia, Trichechidae. The coding region runs from base 15 to 3203 and encodes 1062 amino acids. Gene Ontology annotation, molecular function: integrin binding. Gene Ontology annotation, cellular component: external side of plasma membrane; integrin complex. Gene Ontology annotation, biological process: cell-cell adhesion; cell adhesion mediated by integrin; cell-matrix adhesion.